AUUAUGGUCGGGACACAACAACUACCGUGCAGGCUUCCUAACGAAAUCUCGAUCUCUUUCUAUUGCUCUACAGUUUGGUCAAACACAACUGCCACCAACAUCAAGAAGCUUCAAGCUGUUCAGAAUUUCGUGUGCAGAAUCAUCACAAAAACCAAGAAACUUGGGCACAUGACACCUGCGUUACGCGAGGUCAAAUGGCUACCAGUAAAUGAGCAUCUCAACUGCAGAGACACUGUAAUGACGUUUAGGUGCAUGAAGGGCCUGGCCCCCACAUACUUGUGUGAGUCUCUCCGAAAAUCUUUUCACUAUCAUAACACUAGAAACAGAGAAUCCCUUGAUUUUCCUCCAAGCAAGACAAAGUCAGGCCAGCGACGUUUCCUCCAUAAAGCAGUCAACAUUUGGAACAAUUUAGACAAAGACUUUAAACAGUUAUCUUUAACAUCAUUUUAAAAAAAGGUGAAAACGCACAUGCUAGAGAAUUAUAUUAAUGACUGCUUUUUAUAAUUUUAUUCAUUUUUUAUUAUAAUGGUCUUUGCUGUUUAGUAUUGAAAAGCCCCCUGGGGAAUACUAAUAAAGUAUGUGUGUAUGUAUGUAUGUA
Porites evermanni is the source of this 598-nucleotide messenger RNA. Lineage: Eukaryota; Metazoa; Cnidaria; Anthozoa; Scleractinia; Poritidae. The record is from the annotation of a GenBank genome assembly.